CGAGUUUCGAUGACAAACGGUGGUAGCGCCCUACCAUGUACUCAUAUAUAUAUAUAUAUAUAUAUAUAUCUAUCCCCCAUGUCCACAUUGGCACUUAUGUUAUCAGCCGCGAUGAGCAUUAUCACAUCUUGUGCGUCUCGCCAAGAACGCCCUCGGCAGAAGUGUGUCGGUUGGUUUAGUCGUAAAUAGUCUUGCAAGAUGAAAUACUCUUGGCUUCUCGCCCUGGCUAGCAGUCGGCUCGCUGCCUGUGGGACAAUGCUCUGGGACGGCCGCUUCAAUGAUCUAGCUUCAUCGACUGACCUCAAUAAAUGGUCCUGGGCAACCCAAGUUGGUCCGUAUCAGUACUACAUCCACGGUAGUGGUCAGAUUACCGACUAUGUGAACCUCUCAUCCGACUUCAAGAACCCCGCCGACACGGGCUCGAAGCAAGGCGUCAAGAUCACGCUAGACUCGACGGCAUACUGGAACGGCCAGAUGAUGCGACGUACCGAGUUGAUUCCGCAGACCACGGCCGCCAUCAACAAGGGCAAGGUGUGGUACCAUUUCAGCAUGAUGCGGAGCAGCACAAACGCACCCAACACAGCACGCGAGCAUCAGGUCAACUUCUUCGAGAGCCACUUCACUGAGAUGAAGGUCGGCUGGCUGAGUGGCGCCAGCGGCAUAGAGGACCCGAACCUCAAGUGGAUGGCCAACAGCCAGGUGAAAUGGGAGACCGAGUUCACUGCCGGCGUGUGGCACAAUGUUGCCUAUGAGAUCGACUUUAGCGCCAAUACGGUCGCCUUCUGGCACUCGACCGGGUCCGACGACCUGAAACUGACUGUCACGGCCGUUUCCGUGUCGGCGUCGAGUAACGGCGCUGACUGGCAUUUGGGGGUGUUGGAAUUGCCCCGCAACGGCUACCCCGACAAGGAUGAGGACCUCUACUUCUCUGGCGUUUACAUCGAAAGCGGCAGCAUAACGACGUCUGUGGCUGGCACUGGUGGUUCGUCCGGUGGAGGUGGCUCGAGCAGCACUACAAGGGCUACCACCUCGACUAGCACAACUUUGUCAAUCUCGACUACGAAAUCAACUACGACUACAACGUCUGCACCUGCUUCGACAACGACUCCAUCAGGUUGUGUCGCUCAACAAUACGCACAAUGUGGCGGCAUCAACUGGACAGGAUGCAAAGCGUGUGCUAGUGGAUUCACCUGCAACGCCCUCAAUGACUACUACCACCAAUGUCUUUGAUCGCGCGUGUACGCUGUGUCUGGAUUCAUGUAUAUAGUUUCUUCGCUGCCAUACAUACUAAUCACCCAACGUGUAUUUGUGGUAUCUAGAGGGAUUUAUCACUUUGCAGAAUAGCCGUGGUGCGACCAAUGCAGGGAAUAGUGGGAUCUUGAUGCGCUUGACGACCCGAUCUGUCUAUCUUGUUUAGACAGUCGGGGUAAGAAGUGGAUUCUCCCUUUUCCCACUUCGUUCUUUUGUCUUUGGGAGCUCAUUCAAGACGUGGGUAGGGUCUAAUUGAUAGUAGAGGUAGGUACUCCAUAUAGCAGUGAGAGCUCCUAUUGCUGUUGAGUGCAGCACAAUAACGAUCAGCA
Messenger RNA from Xylaria bambusicola, 1580 nucleotides. RefSeq names its product carbohydrate-binding module family 1 protein. The record is from RefSeq and is a predicted model, not a curated record. Gene Ontology annotation, molecular function: cellulose binding. The coding region runs from base 199 to 1230 and encodes 343 amino acids. Gene Ontology annotation, cellular component: extracellular region. Gene Ontology annotation, biological process: carbohydrate metabolic process. The transcript has 3 exons. NCBI's taxonomy places the organism in Eukaryota, Fungi, Ascomycota, Sordariomycetes, Xylariales, Xylariaceae.